Molecule: messenger RNA, 1042 nt
Organism: Cucumis sativus (cucumber)
Lineage: Eukaryota; Viridiplantae; Streptophyta; Magnoliopsida; Cucurbitales; Cucurbitaceae
Exons: 4
Coding region: 128-772 (214 amino acids)
Source: RefSeq, a predicted model, not a curated record
AGAAAGUACGAGGGAAGAGGGGAGAAUAUAGAAACUUUACAGGCUUGGGUUUGCGAAUUCAAUUCCCAGAUUUGAUUUUGGUGAGAAAUAACAAGAAAGAGAGAGACGCUAACGUCGGGAAGCAAAAAUGUAUUCGAAAUUUUCAUUUCUUCCUUUUCUUCUCCUUCUCUUCACCUUCUCUGCUUCACUUCACGCCCAAUCGCAGAAUACAGACAGAGUUGGUGGGGAUGAAGAAAUCGAGAUAGGGUUUGGGCGCAGAGCUCUGUUGAGUUUCAAAGAGACUCCACAGGGAAGUAACGUUACCUUUGAAUGCUCUCGUUCUGGCCCCUGCGUUGCCUGCCUUUACUCAGAAAAGAAUGAUGAAAAAUAUCGCUGCAGUGAGACUGGUUACCGUAUUCCCCUGAAAUGUGUGGAAAUCAAAGACACUUCAAAAGUUUCCAAUGGGAAAAAAUCACACAAUGGUCGCUCAAUGCUCGACAUAUCUUAUGAGCACAAGGUUGUCCCUGAUGAUGCCAGUGGAAAUGCUUCAUCCAUUGCACACAGAAAUCUAAGAGAUGGUUCUGUCUCAUCGACUGAUGGUUCUCAGUCUUACAUCACUUACAGAAGCUGUAUACCAUCAGUUAAUGAAGAAAAGUUGUCUGUGCUUGGUUUUGAGGGCAUUGUGCUAUGUUUGCUGCUCAUAAGUGGUUCGGUUGUCUACUUCAGAAGAAAACGAAGCGUUUCAACGGCUGGUUUUGCUUCUGGCAGGGUGCAAUCAAAUUCCAGGUUUUAGUUCACUCCGGAGUCUUUUUUGUUACAAUUGUUCACGUGGCGUAAAUGUAUUAUCGAUGAAUACUACACAUUGAAGUUAUAGAUGAAUCAACAGCUAGGCAUCGGAUGGUUGCAUAUACUUAUCUCCCAGUCUCCCUGUUCCAUUGAUUUCAUUUAUUUCGAAACAAAUGUUACUCACAUAGAAUUUGACUGGUUGUAAGUUCAUUGCUUUCUUUUGGUUAUUGAAAUGGGGAAGCUACUCACAUAGAAUAGUAUUGGUUCAUUGGCAAAA